AUGGUGGAGCUGCAGGGCGAGCUGAUAAGCAAGGACCCCCUCUCCGGGCAACCGUUGGGGAGCAUGACUUCCGAGAACGGGAAAGCCAUGCUGGUGAUCAGCAACCACAAGCUAGAGGGGAAGGCCGCCUCAGAACCCAAGCCCCUGCUCGUGCUGAGGAAGGUUGUGGUCGACGUAAACGACGAAAACUGCGGCGGUGGCGGCGGCAGCAGUGGCGCAACACCGGAGGGUGGGGGCGACCGCGAGGGGGAAGGAGGGGGCGCGGCAAGGCGGCCACCGGCACAAAGGGUGGAGUACCGAGUGGUGGGGAGGGUAGCGCGAAAGACGAUAUUCAAGACGAGACCGAAGCCGCUCAUCAAGAAGCUCGGCAGCGGCGGCGGUCGCGCCGGCGGUUCCACGGCGCGAAGUUGUAUGUAA
Molecule: messenger RNA, 417 nt
Organism: Ectocarpus siliculosus
Lineage: Eukaryota; Phaeophyceae; Ectocarpales; Ectocarpaceae
Source: the annotation of a GenBank genome assembly